Messenger RNA from Colletotrichum godetiae, 1239 nucleotides. Its product is annotated as DJ-1/PfpI family protein. The record is from RefSeq and is a predicted model, not a curated record. Lineage: Eukaryota; Fungi; Ascomycota; Sordariomycetes; Glomerellales; Glomerellaceae. Gene Ontology annotation, biological process: regulation of DNA-templated transcription. The transcript is spliced from 3 exons. Bases 178 to 1023 code for a protein of 281 amino acids.
CGGAAAGGCAUGAACCCUCCCUCUGGAAAACGAGGACCUUCCAAUACGUGUCGUGAUAUAAGUUUGCUCUUCCCCAGUGAAACCUGACGGUCAUUGUGUAGCUUGAAGAGGAAUAUUGUUACUUCCAUACGUCGCUGUUGACUCGGCGGGUACAUUUAAUCACAUUCCUUCGCCAGAAUGCUUUUCUCCCACGUUCCUCAACGGUCCUCCUUCUCCCUGAUUGGACUCCUGCUAGUCUAUCUCGUUACGAUGGCCGCAGCACAAAAUGAUUUUCAAACCUCUACCAAGGUUCGGGAGUGCAUUCCUCGCCCUUCUACAACAAGCACAACAUCAUCAUCUCCUACAUCCACGUCAAAAGCCCUACCGAGAAAUUUUGGCAUGAUCGUCAACCGAGCCUUUGAGAUGCUCGACGUCUUUGGACCUAUCGAUGCCCUAGGAUUACUGGCCAAGAACCACCAAAUGAAUCUGUAUCUCAUCUCCGAGACAAUGGAUCCCGUCACCGUCGAGCCCGUCUCCGCUGCCAUGAAUGCCAAAAACUCGAGUUUCUUCCCCAAAAUCCUCCCAACACACACAUACGCAACAGCACCAAAGGAUAUCGAAGUCCUCAUGGUCCCAGGCGGCCUAUGGACGCGCUCACCCAACCUCAAUGCCACAAUCUCCUACAUUAAGACGACCUACCCGAACUUGCGCUAUCUCAUCUCCAUCUGCACCGGCGCCUCCGUCGUAGCCCGCGCCGGCGUUCUUGAUGGCCGCCGCGCGACGACGAACAAGGCUUCGUGGGCGAGCACCGUCGUCCACGGGCCCCGGACCGAGUGGGUGGCUAAGGCGCGGUGGGUAGUCGACGGCAACGUGUGGAGUUCGUCGGGAGUGUCUGCGGGCAUCGACGCGACGCUGGCUUUUAUUGACGAGGUGUACGGUGCUGAGGAGGCGACGUCUAUUGCGGAUUUGAUGGAGUAUGAGAGGCAUACGGAUGCGAGUUGGGAUCCUUUUUCUGAAAAGUUUAAUGUCACAGAUUCUGCAUGAGGUGAAUUGGGAAUUGGUUUGUAUGCAUUCAUGAGGUGCCAAAUUCCAAAUUCCAAAUGAAUGGCACGCAAAGAAUGAUGCUCGGGAGGGUUCAAGGAAAUCGUAAAGAAAACCAUGAGUAGACUCUAGCAAUGGGAUUCAAAUGUAAUUACCCUAAACUUCCAAUGUGGACGUGGAGUCCAGCUAAUCAUUAAGAAGACGUAGAAACGGCUAAGG